AUGUCAGUAACUCAAGAACUCGGCAAUCGCAUCAUCAUGGCUUCUGCUCAAGAAGUCAUCGAUGCCCCUCCCAGCGAAGUCUGGCCAUUCCUCUCCGCCAUUGGAACCGAAAGAGUUCUUAUUCCUGGAUGCACAAAGUCCGUUCUUAUCGAGUGCCAGGGUAAAGGGGCCCUCAGGCGCAUCUACUUUGGCGAUGUGGCAUUCGAUGAGAGGAUCUUAGAGUGCAACCCUACAUCAUACAAGUUCAAAUACGAAGUCAUCGAGCCAUCAGCAAGCCCUGCUCGUGGGGUACUUGGUGUUGUGAAGCUGGAACCUAUGGGGGAGAAUCAGACGACUAUUUCAUGGGCGACAGGAGUAAAAGGCAUUGCACCAGAGGCUAGAGAAGCAAUUAUUCAACAGGCCCAGCAUUUGUGUCAUGGACAGAUUGCCUCUCUCAAGAUGCUUGUGCAGGCUACAACGAACAGUUUCCAGAUGGUAGAGUAG
Messenger RNA from Fusarium falciforme, 483 nucleotides. RefSeq lists its product as hypothetical. The coding region runs from base 1 to 483 and encodes 160 amino acids. NCBI's taxonomy places the organism in Eukaryota, Fungi, Ascomycota, Sordariomycetes, Hypocreales, Nectriaceae. The transcript has a single exon. The record is from RefSeq and is a predicted model, not a curated record.